Lutzomyia longipalpis is the source of this 2210-nucleotide messenger RNA. RefSeq lists its product as uncharacterized. The transcript is spliced from 3 exons. Lineage: Eukaryota; Metazoa; Arthropoda; Insecta; Diptera; Psychodidae. The coding region runs from base 1255 to 2145 and encodes 296 amino acids. The record is from RefSeq and is a predicted model, not a curated record.
AAAUAAUUUUUUUUAUUAUAUUUUAAACAGAAUUUUUAUUGAUUUUCAAUUAAAUUUAAAAGGUGUUUUAAACAAGUUCCAACUGCGGAUUUAGAACAUUUAGAAACUAAAGAGAAAGCUUUUAAAAUGGGAUUAAAUUUUUUUAUAUGGCAUCCCUGUCUGAGCUAUAAAAGGUUUCAAUUUUAUUUAUUUGAAUGAAUUGAAAGAAAUAAAUUGAUUCAGAAUCUUUUAAAAUAAAAGAAUUAGACUUUCUGCGAUUUUUUUUAAAGAAAAAUUUUUGUUUCGUGCUCAAGAAUGAAUUCUAAUCGUGCUAGCUGUGUGACAAAAAGUUUUUCAAAAAUUAGAAUUGAAGGAAAUCUUGUUAUCUAACCAAAUGCAAGAAGAAUUAUUAUUUUUUUUAGAUACUCCUAUUAAAAAUUCUUUUAUGGGAAUAAGGCAAAUAAGGUCAUAAAGUGUGUCAAAAGGUGAUAAAAGAGGUCAUAAAGUGAUAAUAUAAAUGAUAUGUUUUCAUUUAUUGCCUAUUUAUAAUCUCAUUUUCAACAAGAUGGGAAAAAUUUCUCAUGUUUUUUACGAGAAGAUGAAUGAAUUUUCAUUUUAAAAGUUUCUCAAAUUAAAAUGUGAUAAAAUUAAUAAAAGAUUUGUAUUAAAUAAAUCUUUCUUGAGGAUUUCUUUUGGCUUUUAUUUUAAAUUUAGACAUUAUUUUUGGAUGAAAAAUCCGAUUUUGAUAAAAAUCAUUUUUUUUGUAAGAGAAAAUCGUCUGCUUAAUCAGCAAUUUCUGUAUCUCGUUUUACAAGAUAAAACAAUCGCUAACUCACCUGAUAAAUACCUUUCCAUUCCCACGCAUGCGCAAAUGUUGAUUUUCUAAGCUAUAUCAUUAAAUUUUCUCGAUCCUGAAGAUUGAUUUAUCGAUUUGGAUUAAAAUUGAACUAAAACGUCGUGAAAGUUCUCCCAAAAUACCUCUCCUUGUAUUUUUUCUCACCAACAUCCCCAACAAUCUCGGGGAAAUAACCUCAAAUUGACGGUUUGAAUUUGAAAAUUUGCUGUCACGUGCUGUCAAAAGCGUCAAAAUUGUUUGUAAACAGAUGGGAAUUGAAGUGAUUUGGUCAGAGAGGGGGAAGAAUUAAGAGAAAAUUAAGAGGAAUAAGGGAUCCUUUCGCAGAAGUUAAAGGAUUAGAGGGAUUAUAUACUUGACGCAAAAUCCCAAAUUAAGUCUUUCCGGAAGCUCCGUGCAAAGUGAAAAAGUGUCCGGACACGAUGAAUAAACCGAAGCUGAUGAAGAAAAAGGACAGUCAGAAACGUUCUCAAAGGAUUGUGAGGACUCAACAAUAUGUCUAUGUCACGUACAUGGAGGAGAAUCCGGAUUUUGUCCAGAAUGAAACGGCAGAGCAUUGGAAUAAAUUAGCAAAGAGGCUCAAUGAAGCAAAUGGACCCAAAAAAUCCCCACAGGAUUGGAAGAAUACUUUUAUGCGGUGGAAGCAUCAGGUGGCCUACAGGGCACGUCAGGCGGCCACGGGGCAGAGUAAAUUGUACAAGACCCUCACGCAAAUUGAUGUGAGAGCCCUGAUUGCUCUGGGUAAGGAAAUCCCCACAAAUUGUCACAUAAUCGGCGAAACGGAUGCCACGGAAUUAAUUGAGAAGCACUCAAAGAGGAAGAGUGAGCUGAAGAUGGAGGAGGAUCUCUCGCAAACGAAUACAAUGAUCGAGGUUGAGGAGAUUAUGCGAGAUGAUCUGGAUGAUGAGAAAGUCUACACGUUGGAGGUGCACGAAGAAGGUGAUGAAGAGGCAGAGCAGGAAGAGGAGGAAGCGGAGGAACUUCCAGCGGAACCUCAUGUGGAGGAAAAGUGCUUCCAAGAGCCCAUCCGAAAGACCUACCAAGCGCACAAGAGGAAGCCUCCCGUUGCGGAAUCCACGCGAAUUGGCGCUACGCCGAGUCAGAAGAUAACCAGCAGGGCGACAUCCUCAGAAUCCCCGGAAAUUAUCAUCCAACCACGGCCAAUUGAAGACAGGGAAUUCCAGCUGAAGAAGCGCAAAGUUCUCGCCCUAGAACGCCGAGCAAUGGCACAGGAGAGGAUAGCUGAUGCCUUUGAGAGGAUUGUUAAUGUGCUGGAGAGUCGCUUUGAGAGGGAUCUUACGAAUGUACUCUGAACAGCCCCUUAGAAUGUUCUCAAUGUUCAUUUUAGCCAUUAAAGACCAUUAAAAAUUCCUCAAAA